Molecule: messenger RNA, 1371 nt
Organism: Pelagomonas calceolata
Lineage: Eukaryota; Pelagophyceae; Pelagomonadales; Pelagomonadaceae
Source: the annotation of a GenBank genome assembly
GUCCGUGCAAUUAGUGGCAGCGCUCUCAAUAGGCACGCCUCAAAAAGCCCUCCAUCUCCAGCAUGCAUCACUGCUAUUCCAGCUCCACUGCGCGGCGAACGGGUAACGAAGCUUGCCUCCUUUUGAUCGCUGCGGCACGCAUACUUCGCGCGCAGACAGAAACCGCCGACUGGCAGAGCGUCGCGCGUGGCGCCGGAGAGCGUCUGCCCCUCACGCCGCCGGCGCGUCGUGAUGGUGCGCCGCGCCCUCCUCCUCCUCACACUAGCGCGCGCGCGCGUCCUGGAGUUGGACGCGGAGGAGCUCGAGCCGUUGCGACGGACGAGCCAGCUGCCGGCGGCGGGCGCCUCCGACCUCAUCGAGGUCUUCACGUUACGGACGAAGAUAGAUGUACCAUCUUUAUUCGAGGAGGCCGUCAGGUUGGAGCACUACGCGUUAGCCUUCCGCAACCAGGGCGUCAGCUGGAAGGAGGCCUCGGAGGGCGAAGGCGUCGUGGCCGUGCACUAUUUACCAAUGAACGCCUCAGCUCUACUGGGCUUUCCGGAUAGAAACGGUACAUUCCCAGACGCUUCCGCGGACGUUUAUGUGGACGCAAAAAAAUUCGACCCCGAGUACUGGCGCGACGCGGACUACGUCGGGACGAUCGGCGGUGCCGCGUUCGCGGGUUUGGCGCGGGAGCUCCCGUCCUAUGCCACUUUGAAUCCAUUGUAUAAAGCGGUGGAUCCCGGCGCGGUGGAUGGUGGCGCUUUCGUCUUGUGGUGCUUGGAGACGCUGGCGGCGCAUGGUGCUACACUGACACCACUAGCUAGGUUGGAGCGGCGCGUGCCUACCUUGUAUGUGAAAAAUGAGGAGGCUCCAGGUGACGCGCGCGCCUUCGCUCGUGAUUUAUCUCGCUGUGUCGCGGACCAACAACCGGAGAGCUACGACCUGUCGUCAUUAGCGGCGACGUACGUUGACAACAGCGCGCCUUUACCUAGAUGUCUGCGGAACAAAGCCGUCCCGCUCGCCGGUGGGUCGUGGGUCGCCCUCGAGGCGCCCUACUACGCUUACGUCGAGUCGUACCCGCGCGCGCCGGCGCCCGGCACGGGCGCGAACACGGAAAAGGGCUUCUCCGUCUCAGACCUGGCGCUUGUGAUAGCUCUGAUCGGCGUCGUCUUGGUCGGCCUCGGGCGCAUCUUUGUGGUGAAGGGCUGCUGCGUCUGCGAGGAGGCGCGGCCCAUGUUCGCGUCGUCGACGCGGCGGCGCGCGUCGCGGUCCGGCGACGAGUACGGCGAGCUGAUGACGGCCGAGACGGAGCUGCCCGUUCGUCGGUCCGUGUCGCCGCGGCCGGAUGACGAGGACGCGAAGGAGGCCUCUGCGGUGGUGUAAGAUGUG